Oryzias melastigma (Indian medaka) is the source of this 6228-nucleotide messenger RNA. RefSeq names its product RNA binding fox-1 homolog 3a (gene rbfox3a). Gene Ontology annotation, molecular function: mRNA binding. NCBI's taxonomy places the organism in Eukaryota, Metazoa, Chordata, Actinopteri, Beloniformes, Adrianichthyidae. Gene Ontology annotation, cellular component: cytoplasm; nucleus. Gene Ontology annotation, biological process: regulation of alternative mRNA splicing, via spliceosome; nervous system development. The record is from RefSeq and is a predicted model, not a curated record.
UGCUCACCUGGAUCAGGUGUGUUCAGUUAAUCAGAAACUGGGCUGAUUCCAUCCAAUCUACUGAAGCAGCAGGAUCCACGACACUAAAAACAUCCUCAUCUCUGCGCUCAAUCUGAGCAUCCCCUCCUCCUCCUCCUCCUCACACCUUUCGGUCAGAAGAGGAAGAGGCAGCCCAGCCCAGGGAGAGACGCUGAGAGGAUGAAACUGUGACACGCCGGCAGACCACAGGGAAACCACCGCACAACUAUAAUUGCACCCGCAAAGGUCAGCCAAGAAUCCCGCUGCAAGUGCCAAAGUGAAAUCUACAGGACUACAAUUACGUGGACCGCGGAGCCGAGUGAAUGACAGAAGCUGCCUGCCGUUCGGCUGCUCUCCUCCUGGACUUCACCUGCUGCCGUUGCAGAGCUUCACUUCCCGCUCCUUCAGCCUCUCAGACAGGUUGAAUCUGACGGAGGGACCGGUGCCGCGCUCCCAUCCCCGCGCUCCUUCAACAACAGCCUCUGCUGGUAAACGAUCCAACCCAGGAGGAUUGUGGGUAAAUAAGUCUUCAUAGUCCAGGGUUCAUCUUCACCUGCAGCGGCGGCGGCGGCGGCAGCAGCAGCAGCGAGUCGAGUGACCCAGCUUCAAGCCCACCCGCUUCACCCGUACAUGGAGACCCCCAGCUGGGCAGGAAACACGCUGUGUAAGUCAGGAAGCAUUGCUGUCUUCGGGAACGUGGUGUACAGCGGACUGCUGAACGAUCACCUCUGGCAUCUGGGAGUGCCCCUCUUCACGAGACUGGGUAACCAAGAGGCCACCAACCCUCCAGAAGCGAUGGCCCAGCCGUACACCCCAGCCCAGUACCCGCCCCCCCCACAGAACGGGAUCCCCGCAGAGUUCGCGGCGCCGCACCCGCUCCCAGCGCAGGACUACACCGGGCAGAGCCGGGUCCCGGAGCACGCCAUGACGCUGUACACGCCCACACAGACGCACAGCGAGCCGGCCGGCACCGACAACAGCACGCCCGCCAUCCCCGCCAGCACGACCGCACCGACAGAUGACGUGACGCAAACAGAGGGCUCUCAGCAGCUCCAGCUGCAGCACUCAGACUCCUCGGAGAAGCAGCAGCCCAAAAGGUUACACGUCUCCAACAUUCCCUUCCGCUUCCGAGAUCCCGACCUGAGGCAAAUGUUUGGGCAAUUUGGAAAGAUUUUAGAUGUGGAGAUUAUCUUUAAUGAGCGAGGAUCCAAGGGCUUCGGCUUUGUAACUUUCGAAACAAGCACAGAUGCUGAUCGUGCGCGGGAGAAACUUAACGGUACAAUCGUAGAAGGACGCAAAAUCGAGGUGAACAACGCCACGGCACGGGUGAUGACAAACAAAAAGGUGGCCAACCCCUACACAAACGGCUGGAAGCUGAAUCCUGUAGUAGGAGCUGUCUAUGGUCCUGAACUGUACGCUGUAACAGGGUUUCCGUACCCUGCCACAGGCGCCACCGUGGCCUAUCGGGGCGCUCACUUGCGAGGCCGAGGGCGGGCUGUCUACAACACGUUCCGUACAGCUCCACCGCCGCCGCCCAUCCCCGCUUACGGAGCGGCGGCUAUGCAGCAUACAGAUUUGCCCAGCCCGCCACCACCGCCGCUUACAGCGACAGCUACGGCAGAGUCUAUGCAACAGCAGACCCCUACCACCACACGAUUGGCCCCGCCGCCACGUACAGUGUGGGGACCAUGGCUAGCCUUUACAGAGGAGGGUACAGUCGCUUCACUCCCUACUAAAUGAAAGAAAAAAAAGACAUGACCCCCCCCCAAAAAAAACAAAAAAACUCUUAAAAAAUGAAACUCAAACGAGCCGGUCCUUGAUGGAGAGAUAAAUGAAAUCGAUAGAAAAUGCCCCUCCAGGUCCACUCGCUGAGCCCCCCCUGACACAAGCAGAUAUUUCUACAACUUCUUUGAUGUCAUCAUUGGUCUGCUAUGGUUUUGUACUCAUUUUGUGCUUCUGGUUUUCUUUUGGAAAUGCACACGUGCAUUCUCUUGACUGCUGUAUUUGGGUGCUGUGUCACCAUAACGAUGUGAGCCUCCUGCAGCACGUCUGAUGCAUGCUCAGAGGUGUGUGUAUGCAGCCGCUGUCGUCUGACUGAGAACACACCGGGACGUUUCUGAUCCGAUCCAACCAGACUGUAACUCCCUGAAAACGCUGAAGAACUGUCGGUCCCAAACGGACCCGCACGCCUGGUGGUUCUGAGCUCAAAGACAGCGCUGCUCUGACUGCUUUGAUUUCCUUUUUCUUUGUUGAAGUUGGAGUGUCCUACUGUUGUGCACUGGCAGUGGAGCCUUACGAGCGGUACCAUGUGUAUGACAGCAUGCAGAGUUGAGGGUCGUGAAGGUCAGGGUUCUGUCUCCUGCAGAUGCAACAGUUCUGCUGCUAAACAGCAUCGCUGGCGUUCUGAAUAUUUUAUUGGAAGUGAAAACAAAGCAAAUGAGGCGUGGGGCUAAAGCGGCUCUUUUAUUCCAUCGUGUUUCCCGGAGCCCCGACCAUGAAGGAACGCCUCCUCCGUGGAACACCAAACUCUGCACAAUAACCAAACAAAAGCAGAGAUGAUUUGUUGUGAAGGUUGGCGCCGCGCUCAUCUCGAUAAAACACUUAAGCGUGGAGGAGCAGAUUUAAAGUCCCCUUAAACUUCAGAGAGAAUUUGGAACAAAGAAACAAACCAAACGGCUUAAUCUCAUUAGCUGUACAGAGACGCCGCCGCCACCGCUCGCGAGCUGAAUUUGCAGGAGACACGGCCGCAGAUCCACACUAACACACAUCAUCUGAGCGCCACACAUGGACUCACACACAGACCCGAGUGGGAGGAGCCAGCAGAGGGCCUCCAGUAGUCACUGGGAUCUUUUUGUUGUAGAUUUUUUGAAGCAUUGCACAAAGUCUUUAACCUCAGGAUAAACGAGCUGACCUUCACAAACAGAGCUACUCACUUCUGGACACUUUUGGUUCAACCAGCAGUCUGAGCGCAGGCGACUGCAACAUACUAAAGACAUAUACUGUAACACGUCUGACACUGUAAACACACACAGAUACAGGAAGUCUAAAAGCACCCAGGGGAGGAGACGAGCAGAGCAGAGCAUCCAGACGUUACAUUGGCUUCUCUUUGUGCUCCGUGAGGUGGAUUAAAAAAAGAAAAAAAUCUGUGUAGCUACUGUUAGCUGUCAAGAUUUCUGUGCAGCUAUAAAAACUCAAAGCUAUUGCCAAUAAUAUUUAAUUUCCAUGUACUCACAAAAGUGUUUGUAGUCUCAAAAAAAUGUUUGUUGCACUUUAUUUGUUUUUGUUUUUCAAUAUUUUCUGAGAUGUAACAUAUUUAUAGAAAAUCUAUACAUCUAGUUAUGUUUAGUCAAGAUGUUAAAAUGAUAGAGUACUGUUGUAUAUCAAAUAAAAAAAAAGAAAAAUAGCCCAUUAGCUCAUUAGUCAAAGAAAAAUUUGUGGGUUAAAAAAAAAAACAACAAAUAACAUGGUUCUUCCUUUUCUAUGCUAGUAUGUAAGCUGCUCACUAUUUGGGGGUUUUAUAAGAAGCAAAAAAGACUUUGAAUAUUAUUUUUAUCAUUUGCAAACAGGAGAGUUUGUCAUAUAAACUCUGCAGCAGAGUCUGGGUGUUCAGUUAGUGACCACUAUUAGUAAGCUAGACUGGAAUGAAACAGAUUUUUUUGUUUCUUAUUUUUAUCUGAAUGUGUGUGCCUAUGUGCUAUAUACAUACAUAUAUGAGAAAUAUAUAUAUAAAUAUGCAUCAGAAUGUUUGACUGUGAUGGAGGGCGGGCAGAGGGACGAGCACGCUGUAGUUUGCAUGACCUCACUCCACGUCCCUGUGACAUCAUCGCUACUGCAAACCAGUUUAGUUCAGCUGUGGGGAACAAAGUCACUUAUUGUUCCCUGAAGACAAAACAUUCAGGAAGCAGCAACGGAAAAAAACGGGACUUCUGUGGAUUUACCUCAGCAGCCAAAACGUGUCUUAAAGGGGCGGGGUCACAUUUAAGCAUUUAAGGAAGUCUCCUUAGUUUCAGUCUUAUUGAAGUCCAUUGGCGGUAUCUCAAACUGCAGAACUAUUUUGUGAAGGAUGAACGACCAACAAAGAUAAAAUAACAAACAAAUGGGAGGGGCUUAAGGCACACCUGUCGCUCAUUUAAAGACAUAAGAACAAAAUACAGUAAAUAUUGUGUUGGUUAUUUUCAAAAAUACAACUUUAAAAUAACCAGAACAAUGAUUGUUGGUGGGAUAAACAACUUUACAAAAUAUGCAGCCACUGACUGUACUUGAUAACUGGACGGAGUGACCCCACCACCAUGCCUUUCCAAGGAUAUACACGCAAAAUCCUAUAGACUGUGUCCGAAUUCCCCCCUACUCACUAUAAAGUGCGUUUUCUAGAGCUGUCUGAAUCUACUAUUCCAAAAUCAAGAGUAAUAGAAAUUUCCCAAAAGCCUUUGCGAAAAACUAGCAUGCAUCGAUGCUCAUUACAUUAGCAAAUAUAAACCACAAUGUCUUACGGUCGAAAAAAAGUCGAAAAGAUGUCGUAAAAUGUCCGUAUUAACUCGAUUUUAAUUUCAUAAAAUCUGUGACGUCAUAUCCAACGCUUAGAAAAACACAAGUAAAAUAGUGAUCAUGGUGUCCGAAUUGCUUUUAAAAUUCAGGACUCUAGAUAGUCCAAAACUCUGUCGUUUUUAGGGAUUGGGGGUAAAAUCGGACACAGCCAUAGACUUCCAUAGAGAAAUAAACAGCUAUUUCUUAGUCAUUCUAUUGGUCAGAGAAAACAUUCUGGAUCUGAAACUUUUUUUUAACAUCUUGAUCAUUUCACUUUUGUUUGUUUGAUCAGUUUAUAACUUUAACUACAAUCAGAUGCCUCAGUAAAAGAGGCGGAGCCUGACCUCAAGGUUCAAAACAUAUGACAGAUUUUUGUAGCCUUAUUUCUAGUGGUAGGGGCGUGGCCGUCCAACAAGCUCACUCCUGAUUCGAGAAAGUGGUUGCCAUAAAACAAACUCAAACUAAUAACUGCUUAUUAAUGACGUCUGGCGACUGAAAUAAACCAUUUUCUAAGGAGGGGGUCACACUCAAUCGGUCCGGUUCUCUAAUACAGUCGCUGGCUGAAGCCACUCUCCAUCCGGACUGACCUGCAGCGUCAUGGCCGACCAGACUCGUCGUACAGAGAAGUUUUUGUUCUCUCCUGAAAACGGUGAAACAUUCAGAACAAAUGAGCGAUUUUUGUCUCAUGAAAACGACGUUUAAUCUGUAAAUCCAUUUACGGCUUUGGGCGCCGUUCAUCAAAAUGAUUUGUGAUUCCUUCUGCAGAGAUGGACUUCCUAAUGCAUCACGGCCAUCAGAGUGUGCGGAUCCACAAAUUCCCCUUCAGUAAUUACAGCGCGUGCUAAAGCAUUAGCAUACAGAAUGCAAUUAGGAGCAGGCAGCGGCACUGAUGCUCUCACAGGGACUGCUGGAGUGUCGUCAUCCGGAGCAGCUCCUAACAGUCUGCACGGGUUUGUCAACAGUUUACAGAAAAAGUUUCAACUAACAUUGUUUAACCAUUUUAGUGUCAGCUUAUCAAGGCUUAAAAGCUAAAGAACUAUAGAAAAUAGCCGUCGGUAUCGUAGACGCAUCUUAUUACGCUAGUCAAAUGUGAAUUUUUAGAACUUUUUUUUUUCUUUUUAGCUUCGUUUGCAUUUGUUGGUUCCCAUAACCAGCUUGAUAUGCAACUUAGUCCUCUAUUCGACCCAUCUGUUUACACUUAUUAACAGUAGUACUGAGACAUGUUUACAUACCAGAAGAAAAUACUCUUUAUGCAUCAUUUCUAUUAACAAGUAUUCACUAAGCCCUGAUAAGCUGGCAGGUGAGUUUAUGAAUCCACCGAAAAUAUUUGUACAAAAGAAAAACCAUGCAAAAAAGUUACAGCACUUCUACGUACAUUUAAAUGUAUAUAAACACAAACUAUAUCACAAUUCUCUGAGUAACUGUUUUAUAUGUAUUCCUAUAUGAAGUGGGGUUAUCUGUGUAUUUUCAAUUCAGCUGAACUUGUUCUUGAACUCUAUGUGAUUUCUAUGAGAAUAUAUUGUCUGAAAGGUGUAAAGUAAUUUUUUUGGAUUCAUUUCAUAGGUUAAAGUAUACUACUAUGAGCCUUUUCUUCAUUCUUUCAAUAUUUUUGUUGUCAGUAUGUGACAUAUAAGUAACCUCUGAUUGUUUUCUGAGUGUCAGAAUAAAGCAGUUAUAAGAACAAGA